This is a messenger RNA of Closterium sp. Naga37s-1, 480 nucleotides long. NCBI's taxonomy places the organism in Eukaryota, Viridiplantae, Streptophyta, Zygnematophyceae, Desmidiales, Closteriaceae. The record is from the annotation of a GenBank genome assembly.
AUGCAGAAGGGCGAGGGCGCGGACCCCGAGGUGACAUGGGAGGACCAGCAGAACAUCAACAAGUUCGGGCGGCUCAACAACCGCCUGCACGAACUGGACGACGAGAUCAAAGGCAAGAAGGACUACCUGGAGAACAUUGAAGACGCCAGCAAUGAGCUCAUUCUAUGCGACGACGACACGGUGCGGUACAUGGCGGGGGAGGUGUUUCUGCACACAGACAAGGACGAUGUGGAGGGGCAGCUGGAGGCGCUGAGGGAGCGCACGAGUGGCGAGGUGGCGGCACUGGAGGGGGAGAAGAGCAGCCUCGUGGCGCAGAUGGCUGAGUUGAAGGUGGUGCUUUGGGGAGAGCAGGAGGGGGAGCGCACGAGUGGCGAGGUGGCGGCGCUGGAGGGGGAGAAGAGCAGCCUCGUGGCUCAGAUGGGCGCGCUCAAGGUGGUGCUGUAUGGGAAGUUCAAAGAUGCUAUUAAUUUGGAGGACUGA